Larimichthys crocea (large yellow croaker) is the source of this 2133-nucleotide messenger RNA. RefSeq names its product adrenoceptor alpha 2A (gene adra2a). The record is from RefSeq and is a predicted model, not a curated record. Gene Ontology annotation, cellular component: plasma membrane. Gene Ontology annotation, molecular function: alpha2-adrenergic receptor activity; epinephrine binding. The coding region runs from base 526 to 1788 and encodes 420 amino acids. The transcript has 2 exons. Gene Ontology annotation, biological process: G protein-coupled receptor signaling pathway. Lineage: Eukaryota; Metazoa; Chordata; Actinopteri; Sciaenidae.
CUUUUUGCAGCGUGCGGGCUAUAAAGAGAGGGAGUGGCGCACUGGUUAACACUGAGGAGAGAGACUCCACACGCAGACCGCAGCACGGCAGCGCCCGGGAUAACAUGAUUAUCGCUCUAUUAGGUCCGCUACUGAGCACAAGUAGAUGCAGCACAGGGAUCAUUGUGUGGAGAGAGAGAAGAGACACAGAGGGAAGACUUCAUCCACCACAUGGAUCCUCUUUGCUUCCUAUUGAUCUGCUUAAAGAAGUUACCCACUGACAGUUUCAUUAAUGCCUGUGCGUCUUUGGCACUGGAGAGGUUGUGUCACCGCUCUUUUUCUCGUCUCAGAUGAACAGACAUUAAUAAUGAGAGCUUAUCCCUGAGGAUCCUCUGCAAGAUGAAAUGAAAUCCAGGAAAGCCAAAGAGGAGAGAUUCAGUUGCUUCCUUUCUCAGCCCUGCUCUGAGCUACUAGCUCUGUACUUCUUGGUGAUGAUAUUUGUUAACCUAAGGUGAACUCACAUAGGAAGUGGGCCAAUUUGCUCCAAUGGGGGUUGACAACAAGACCAACCAGACUCUUCUAGCCCCUUACAGCCUUGAGAUGGCCCUGCCGCUCACUGUGCUGGUGGGGAUCAUGAUCCUGCUGACAGUGUUUGGCAACGUGCUGGUGGUCAUAGCUGUGUUUACAAGCCGGGCCCUGAAGGCUCCGCAAAACUUAUUCUUGGUGUCGUUGGCGUCGGCGGACAUUUUGGUUGCUACUCUUGUGAUGCCUUUUUCCUUGGCCAAUGAGCUCAUGGGAUAUUGGUACUUUGGAGAGGUGUGGUGUGAGAUUUAUCUGGCACUUGAUGUUCUUUUCUGCACCGCCUCCAUUGCUCACCUCUGUGCCAUCAGCUUAGACCGCUACUGGUCCAUCACUCAGGCCAUUCAGUACAACCUAAAGAGGACGCCACGUCGCAUUAAGUGCAUCAUCUUCAUUGUGUGGGUCAUCGCAGCGGUUAUCUCCUUCCCACCUCUGAUCACCAUGGAGAAAGAAAAUAGCAAGGAGGACCCUGUGUGUAAGAUCAAUAAUGAGAAGUGGUACGUCAUCUCCUCGUGCAUCGGCUCCUUCUUCCUCCCCUGCGUCAUCAUGGUCCUGGUCUAUGUGCGGAUCUACCAGAUUGCUAAGAAGAGAACGCGGGCACCACCAGGAGACAGGAAGCGGAAGGAGAUCCAGAAGACGGCCACCAUUGCCGCUGUUGACCAGAAAGAGAAUGGCGUGGGUGCAGGUGAUGUUAAGGACCGUCUCUGCCAUGAGAAGCUGAAUGGUGAACGUGACAUUGAGUUGAAGGAGGGAGUGGGAGGAGAAGAAGGAGCAGAUGAGGAGAAAGGUGAGAUCAAUGGGGUGGACCUUGAGGAGUCGUCCUCCUCUGACCACCAAGUGAACAACCCCUGUUCGAUCAAAAAGAAAGCAUCCAAGGGGAAAACCAAACUGAGCCAAAUCAAACCGGGGGACAGUGACAACCAAAAGCGAGUGCCAAGCAACAAGGGCAGUCGCUGGAAGGGCCGACAGAACCGUGAGAAACGCUUCACCUUUGUCCUGGCCGUAGUCAUUGGAGUGUUUGUCAUCUGCUGGUUUCCCUUUUUCUUUACGUACAUGCUGAUGACGCUGUGCGAGUCCUGCCUGGUGCCUGACACCCUGUUCAAGUUCUUCUUCUGGUUCGGCUAUUGCAACAGUGCGUUGAACCCCAUCAUUUACACUAUUUUUAACAAUGACUUUAGGAGGUCUUUUAAAAAGAUACUGUGCAGGAGGGACACUAGAAGAUAUGUAUGAUUGACUUCAUCUGAAUGUACAUACUUUUUUUUUUUAAAGAAAACUUGAUUGUACAUAAAUUAUAAAGUACAUUGACCAUUGUGCAUGAGUCGCUGGCUCGCUCGCUCUUGGUGUAACCGCUUGGAAAGGCUUUGCCAGGAUUACUUUUACAUGCAGCAUCCUUUCAAAACAUCCACCACCCACAGCUUCAAUACAGACCACAAUCAGACAGAGAGGUCCCAACAGAACAGAACACCACAGUGAAACCAUGUUUUUAUCGUUAAUGUUAUUUUUAUUUUUAUAAAGCAAAAAAACAAUAUAGUGACGUCAUGAUGUGUGUUGUACUUAAAGUAUGUUGUGCAAAAA